This is a messenger RNA of Mycena citricolor, 1830 nucleotides long. NCBI's taxonomy places the organism in Eukaryota, Fungi, Basidiomycota, Agaricomycetes, Agaricales, Mycenaceae. The record is from the annotation of a GenBank genome assembly.
UUCCUAUCACCAUCCCCCUCUACGGCAAAUUCACUUGAAUCAUGGAACACGAAGGCAAUUGGGUUUUAUCCGCAGGCUGAGCCAGAGGGUUAUAUGGGCUACCAGUCUGUACAAAUGGGUCAGUAUCCAGUAGCCGUACCGCACGGUUCUCAGUCGCGAGGGCAACUGGACUUGCAAUCGCCCAUCCUAUACAGACGCAGUACCACGGCCUCAUUGCGCAUCACCAUCAAUAUCAGGUCCCAGGCUCAGGAUAUCCUCCUUCUCCAAGCCCUCCUCAUGAUACAUCCGACGGGCUCUAUCACGGAUCGAAUUCGAGCGGCGCUAACUCCCCAUCGUCGAGCCGCGCCAACAGCCUCGUCCACCGUCACGUCCGUUACGAUCCUACGCCAUCACCCACCAGCUCAGUUGGUCGCCGCCGCCGCGGACGUUCCCAAGACUCUGACGACGACGAGCUGGCGCUCGUGUAUUCCACGGAAAAUCUGGCUCAAUCGGAAGGAGGCGACGCGUCGCCAGCGCAUCGAAGCCGAACAGCGCCGGCGCGACGAGCUGCGCGAUGGCUAUGCUAAACUGAAGGACGUUCUUCCCUUGUCCAAUCAGAAGAGCAGCAAAGUGUCUCUUCUAGAUCGAGCGACAUCGCACAUCAGCUUGCUUGAAGGGGAGAAUCAGGCCCUUCAGGAUCGUGUCGCGUCCCUCGAGCAGGAGAUCCAUCGUCUGCAGACAUUGAACGAGAAGCUCGCUGGUGCUGGGACGUCACUCGAGCCGGCCUCGCCGGGAAUGUACGACGGACGUCCGUUGUCUCCCCUCCCGAGGCACCGAACGCACGAACUCAUUCCGCCGCGAGCUUUGCCGAUGCAUCCGGAGUAGUUGAUCCCUCCGAAGAGGCUCACCAGACCACCACUCCAUCCCCGUCUGAUGGAGGGUCUGAAGGAGCUCUGGCUCUGUUUGUCCCGCGUCCGCUCCAUUUCCGUCCGUGUCUUUUUGCUUGCUACGUCUCAGACAUUUCUCUUGCACCACCAUAUCCCACGCUGCACAUUUAUCAUCAUCACACACCGCAUUUCAAUUCCUUAUCAUCCAAGACCGUGUCACGAGCCCGGAAUCACGCCCAACAAAGAAGUCGACGCCAGCCAUCCGAUCGUGCUAUGCGCUUGCCGCGUGGCCCGUGCGAAAUCCGAUGCAUCGUCGCACGCUGCCUCGUGUCUGAUCUCGUUGAUCGAGGAUCGAGACAUCGAUGCUGCCAGGUGUCUGCCAGCCUCUGUGAGGCUUCGCUCGCGUUUGGCUCGCUCCUGCCAUUUUGUGUUGGUGAUGGGAUUGGAUUGCGCUUUCUUGGUUGCGCCACGAAACGGCUGGCCUGUGCUGCGAUCGGAUACAGCAGGAAUCCAUGCACCCGAAGAAUGUCUCCUGUGCUCGGUCUCGAUCGCACACAACAUACAGCGGGACUGUGUACAUACCACGUGGUCGCUGGAUAAGCUCUUCGACGGCUGCCGAUGAGAUCACGACAACCCUUACGCUCGCUUUUCCCUCCAGUCAGGGAAAGGAGGCUACGACUUGGCCGGCACCGGACUAACUCAUUCUUCUCAUCUUCUCGACGGCUGUGCUGUCGAUGAGGGAUUGGUCGAUGAGCUGUGUCCUCUGCUCGGUCCCUUUCACGAUUCUUGACGAAUGAUCCAUUGCCACACAAAUGUACCACCCGGCAUGUACUACUAGAUGUAGACUCGCGCAUGUAUGAUCGAUACCUCAGCGUUCUGUCUGAAAAUGUCUGUUUUUUUUUACAACCAGAUCUCUCCGAUGAACUAGGACAUUGCAGCGGAUGCCAGGAGAGUUCCAUCCGCC